Messenger RNA from Bipolaris zeicola 26-R-13, 183 nucleotides. RefSeq lists its product as uncharacterized. The transcript has a single exon. The annotation marks the transcript as partial. Lineage: Eukaryota; Fungi; Ascomycota; Dothideomycetes; Pleosporales; Pleosporaceae. The record is from RefSeq and is a predicted model, not a curated record.
UUUGCAGGCAACUGCCCGAGUAUCGGCCGUUGCCGUCAUGUUCUCUUAGUUUGUUCACAGCGACCGGCCUGCGACCAUCGAGUUUCCGGCCCCCACACUUGCAAAGGACCACAGCCCCAUUGCCGCGACCGCAACUUUGUUUGCACCAACCCCUCACAUGUUCACUGCGGAAGGGUUUCAUGA